Messenger RNA from Exophiala spinifera, 1260 nucleotides. RefSeq lists its product as uncharacterized. The coding region runs from base 1 to 1260 and encodes 419 amino acids. The transcript has a single exon. The record is from RefSeq and is a predicted model, not a curated record. NCBI's taxonomy places the organism in Eukaryota, Fungi, Ascomycota, Eurotiomycetes, Chaetothyriales, Herpotrichiellaceae.
AUGACCCGGCCAACAGCGGUGUACGCGAACGUAGGCAGUCCGGACGAUCUCCCGCGAAGCGUGGCCAUAUGUCCAAACCGGAAGUGUGUUGCAUUUGGUUGUCAGAUGGGUAUCGAGUUGUAUUGGGUUGAUGCAGUCACUGGUGGUAAUCUAAAUCGAUGGUUUCCACUCGCAGCUCCCAGCGACUUUCUGUACUUUCUGCCACAACGGCCGGGCGUUGAUUCGAGAAACAAACUCCGCUUGAUCUCAAGUGCUGCAGGUCCAGUUGUUACGCAAUUGCUCAGACACGAUAGCACGCCUACUACUGGGAAAUUCUUUCCCGCCUCGGUAGCUCAGGGACGUCGACCGAGCUUGACUCGUUUAUUCUUUGGCCAUCUACCCUUCCCAACCGAUGCAAGUCCUCAGUCAGAUCGGCUCGCCUCUCCGUUACUUGAGCAUAAGGAAGAACUGCAAGGCAUCUUGCGGGCAGUCGAUUGUGACCACUUUCGGGGUGUGCCAGUAAGCGAUGGCUCUCAUGUACUCUUCACAGAUCCUCUCAAUGGACUGUUGUGUUUGGGCAGUGAUUCACCACUUGGAGGGCCAACGAAGCUCGUAAGGAAAGUCAUAUUCGUCCCUCCACCACAUCCAGACGGCAAAUAUGGGUCACCAUUGCGAUACGCGGCCGGACACGCGCUUGACUGGGGAUUGCGUCUUGUCGCGACCUAUGACGAUGGCCAAAUCGUACUUUACAACGUCCCGUCCGACAUCCUCAGGGCCAUGCAGAAGUUGUCCAGCGUGACAGACAUGUGGAGCGAGACCGCCGGAGUCUUCGGGCAGAGUGACCGGUUGAUGGACACCCAGAUGACCAGCCAUCCAAAGAGCACAACUGAACCCAACAACGAUAAUGAAGCGGCCUCCAGUUCUUCCCCGCCCAGGGAAACUCCCUUAAAGGUCAACGGUGCCGUAAUUGCAAAGGUUGAAGAUGACUCGGUAGAGGACAUUGCUGUUCAGACUGAGGGUGGGGGGCUUUCAGUCUGGCUCUUCUACAAAAGUGGACGAGCGGUGCUGCACAGCAUUUACACGCCUCGGAUCUGUCACAAGAGGAUGAGAUACAUCGCGGAAAACGGCCUUGUUCAUAACGUUCAACAACAUGGUGGAUCGGACGAUGACGAGUCAAAUGAGCACGGGGAGGGAAGGGGCAAGGACAAGGACAAGGACAAGGAGCUCUUGACACGACCCGGACAUGUGACUUGGGCAGUUACAGAUGGCGCUUCCAUUUAG